Penaeus vannamei (Pacific white shrimp) is the source of this 513-nucleotide messenger RNA. Its product is annotated as cuticle protein AMP4. The record is from RefSeq and is a predicted model, not a curated record. NCBI's taxonomy places the organism in Eukaryota, Metazoa, Arthropoda, Malacostraca, Decapoda, Penaeidae.
GCUGCCCCCGCCAUGAAGAUCGUGCUUUUCAUUGCCCUGUCGGCCGGGGUAUCGGCGAGGGGCGCGCCCCUGCAAGGACCGCCCGUGAACCUCCCGCCCAGCAACCAGAUUUCUCCGGACUCGGCGGGCGCCCGCAGAUCGGACUUGGAAGCCGCGAACGGAAUCGUGUUCCACUUCUCUGGCUCGGAAGGCGUCGCUGACGGAGGCAACUUGGCCGGAAUAUGGAGGUAUCCCCUCGAAGACGGCAGCGUAGCCUCGUUCAAGUUCGUGGCCGACGAGGACGGCUUCCAGCCCGAGUCGUCCCUCCUGCCCGUGGCCCCCGCCUUCCCCCACCCCAUUCCCCAGUUCGUCCUCGACCAGAUCGAGUUCGCCCGCCUCGAGGACGAGCGCUGGGCUUGAAAUUAAAGUUAAUGAUAAUCUGAAUGAGAAAAUGCGGAUGUGUUAUGCAUGAGUGAGGGUGAGUUGUUAUCGCUUUUCUUUACAAAUAAAUGAAAAUAAAAAGUAGACAGAAAA